UUGGGGCUGCUCCGCAAACGCUCCUGCCAGUCCAGGCGACGGCCAGUCUAUCUCAGGAGGCAAUCAGCCGGCCAGCCCAGCAAGAGGCCGCCUACCCUGGGGUUUAGGCUAGUUUGACUUGGUCUCCUUCUGAAGCCAUGCCUAACGCAGCAACCCUGGGAAAAGAGUUGUGACUCCCGCCUUCAGGGAUAACCUAGGAGCCGCCUCCGUUUGCUUUUCCCCACAACCUGCCCCCCCCUCACGCCGCACCACAAUUGGAGAUCCAGGAAUCCAACUUCAUCUCUUGGUGAUCUGGGGCUUGUUCUUUCCUUCUCCGCUUCCCGCGAAAGAGAAUUAUGCUUGGCUCAAACCGUCUGGCAAGCUCCGCUAGCAUUGCCAGCGCUCCCGAAGCCACCAGACGAGCGUCCCAGGGCAGGCCAGUCCGCUCCCGCCUCGCUUUGCCUUUGCUGCUGACUCUGUUGAUUCUCACGCCGCGGGUGGACUCAUCGUGGUGGUAUAUUGGAGCCCUGGGUACAAGGGUGAUUUGUGAUAACAUACCAGGACUAGUCAACAAACAGCGGCACUUGUGCCAGAGUUACCCAGAUAUCAUGCAAUCCAUAGGUGAAGGAGCUAAAGAGUGGAUUCGGGAAUGCCAGCACCAAUUCCGUCACCAUCGUUGGAACUGCAGCACUUUGGACAGAGAUCACACUGUUUUUGGCAGAGUCAUGCUCCGAAGUAGUAGAGAAGCAGCCUUCGUCUAUGCAAUCUCCUCAGCUGGAGUUGUAUAUGCCAUCACCCGGGCCUGCAGCCAAGGCGAGCUGAAAGCCUGCAACUGUGACCCCCAUAAGCGGGGACGCUCAAAGGACGACAGAGGGGACUUUGAUUGGGGGGGCUGCAGUGACAACAUCAAUUACGGCAUAAAGUUUGCAAAGGACUUUGUGGAUGCCAAAGAGAAAACAGUGAAAGAUGCCCGUGCUUUAAUGAAUCUGCAUAACAAUCGUUGUGGCAGAACGGCUGUGAAGCGUUUCCUGAAACUAGAAUGCAAAUGCCAUGGUGUCAGUGGUUCCUGCACCUUAAGGACUUGCUGGCUGGCAAUGUCAGACUUCCGCAAAACUGGAGAUUAUCUUCGGAAAAAAUACAAUGGUGCCAUCCAAGUGACUAUGAACCAAGAUGGCUCCGGAUUUACUGUGGCCAAUAAGAACUUCCGGAAGCCCACAAAAACUGACCUUGUAUAUUUUGAGAACUCUCCUGAUUAUUGUGUGAUGGAUAAACCUGCAGGUUCACUAGGAACUGCUGGCCGUGUGUGCAACAAGGUAUCACGUGGGACUGAUGGAUGUGAAGUCAUGUGUUGUGGCAGAGGUUACGAUACCACUCAAGUAACUCGAGUCACUAAAUGCGAGUGCAAAUUCCACUGGUGUUGCGCUGUUCGCUGCAAAGAAUGUGAAGACACCAUAGACAUUCACACAUGUAAAGCACCAAAGCGUGCAGAAUGGAUUGAUCAAACUUGAGACAGUGAUGGACAGAUCCAGAAAAGGAAAGGAAAGCUGGUGCUGUGUCACCUGUGGGCCUGAGGAUUCUGGGAGUUAUAGUUCAACCACAUUGCAUUUAUUUAACUCAUUUUGAAAAACAAAGAGAAGAUUAUCUUUCCCAAGGGGCAUUAGUGGGCUCCUUUGCUCACCAAGCCGAUUAUCAUCUCCCUACUUUAAAAAAAAAUGAAUUAGCAAAUGACAGUGAACUGUGCAGCUUUCUCUACUUGGUAUUACUGUUCCAAAAUGGGAGAGUGAUGUUGCUGAUAAACAUAGGACGCUAAGAAUCAGGCUGUGAUUUAGUGCCUCAUUAAAAAAAAAAAAAGUUUACACAGUAAACUAUAAAUACCAUAUGCACCAAAAAGUAGGAGAAAACAACCACAGUUAUUUUAUCCACCCUGGAUAAGCACAUUAUUUUCAUCUUUCAAACAAAGGCCACCAUGCCUGCAUUAUGGACAUCAGCUGAAAAAGAGCAAUUUUGUGUAAAGGACUUUCG
Thamnophis elegans (Western terrestrial garter snake) is the source of this 2001-nucleotide messenger RNA. RefSeq names its product Wnt family member 2B (gene WNT2B). Gene Ontology annotation, biological process: canonical Wnt signaling pathway; cell fate commitment; multicellular organism development. Lineage: Eukaryota; Metazoa; Chordata; Lepidosauria; Squamata; Natricidae. The record is from RefSeq and is a predicted model, not a curated record. Gene Ontology annotation, cellular component: extracellular region. The transcript is spliced from 5 exons. Gene Ontology annotation, molecular function: frizzled binding; cytokine activity. Bases 336 to 1487 code for a protein of 383 amino acids.